AUGAGAAGGUAUAACGAGGUUGUGGCCGGUAAACGGGAGCCGAAGAGCAGAUCGGCUUCGCGUGGCCUCGCAGACGACACCGUAAGGUUUUUCCGACAGCAAUCACUCGGCGCAAACCGGGAAUCCCCAAGCAAGACGUCUGCGUCUCGCGCAUCCGUAUCGCGCAUGACACGGAUGCCGUCUACAUCACCCACCAGAACUACCAAGACGAAAUCCGGUGCCGCUGCUGCGGACCAUUGGGCAGAGGAACGUGAAGAAUUUCAGAUGGACUUCUGCAUGAUGGCUGGUGUUGAGGCCUUCCAGCAGCUGACAAUCGAAGACAAGGCAGCUUGUGCGAAGGGAUGGCGUCUUGCGAAGGCCGAGUUGAUGCAGGCUGCUUGA
This is a messenger RNA of Fonsecaea erecta, 381 nucleotides long. RefSeq lists its product as hypothetical. The transcript has a single exon. Bases 1 to 381 code for a protein of 126 amino acids. Lineage: Eukaryota; Fungi; Ascomycota; Eurotiomycetes; Chaetothyriales; Herpotrichiellaceae. The record is from RefSeq and is a predicted model, not a curated record.